Messenger RNA from Paramuricea clavata, 4092 nucleotides. Lineage: Eukaryota; Metazoa; Cnidaria; Anthozoa; Malacalcyonacea; Plexauridae. The record is from the annotation of a GenBank genome assembly.
AUGCAGUUUGGUAAAUCUAGUGAAACAAAAAUUGAAUUCAAUCUUGGUGAAAAGGAAACGCUGCAGGAAGUGAACCAAGGCGUUCAGGGAAUGGAAUAUCUUAAUUCAGGAACCUCCACUGGUGAUGCGUUACGCAGAAGCAGAGAAGAGGUAAGGUUUUCACGUCAACUUUUACAACAUUAUUUUAUGUAUUUGCGAAGCUGUAUUAGACCGUUUCUGUCUACUAUAGCUUCUCUUUAACAUGACUUCUUAUAAUGCUGGUUUCUAAAUAGGAUAUUACAUGAAACAUCUUUCAGCACCUAAGCAGAUUAAUAAUACACUUUAGUCAAAAACUGCGAGCUCUUCCUGCAAUACCAAACGAAAAUCCAUCCUAUAUAGGAUACACUUUAAUUAAUAGACAAGAAAUUGUGCAUAAGAUCUCAACCUCGUACCAGGGUCUUACCUAUGUAAAAGACCCUGGUUGGGGCUGGUCACGUGAAUUUACAAAAAUAUAUUGGCUAAGGGGGGAGGGCAGAGUUUCAAAUUGCAUGCUUCCACAAAAAACGUUACACUUCCAUUACAAGGAGUGGAUCAGAGUGAUCUAAAUUAUAUUUCGUCAUUUUUUCGAUGCAUGGUUUGAAAUGCCUGUUAAUUUUUGUGUUUUUCUAUUUGCUUUUUAAUUACAAUUUAAAACAUUUUAAAAUUUUGUCAACAGUCAAGUCAACAAUUAAAGCUAGAAAAUCGCAUGCUUUGAAGAUGUUUCGUAUCAAAUCGGUCACUAGAGGUCAGUUGACAGUUGUUCUAAAUACUGUUUUUAUAUUUCUAAUGUUUCUAUAAAAAAAAUGCCAUAAGAUUUGCUAAUUGUUGUUUGCAAAUGUUGAUAGGCUUUGAACCGAUUUACUUGAAACUGUACGCGUCUUACUUUGUUGAAGGAAUGAAGGCUGAUAAUUUUCAAAAGUAACUAUAUCACAAGUAUGUAAGCCAAUGGCAAUAUCAAUGUGAAACAUUUGGCCUCUAGCUAAACAGAUAGAAUGUCUACUUUAGGUAAUAAAAGGUAAUAAUCUUUAGGUAAUAAUCUGUGAUUUAUCUUUGAAUGUAGUUCAUCCGCGCGUCAUCGUUUUUAUUGAAAACUUUAGGAGAGUGAGUAUAGACUAUAGUAUAGGUAGUAAAGUACAAAAAUUCUCAGGUGAAUGUAAUAAUCCUCUGCCUCGGGCAACACACAUGCAUGCGCUGUCCUUUUUGGGGCAGUUAAUAUAUAGCCUCCAUGCAUGAAUCAAGCAAAAGAAUAACCAGGGCAUUUUUUAACUACCUUAUUAUAGGAAAUUAACGAUGCACUUUAUUAACCCGGAUUUUAAAAAUUCGCGUUAAUUUAAUUAAUGUUAAUUUAUGUGAUCGUUAAUUUUAAGUAUGUAAUUUUCAUUUAUCGUUAGUUAAAAAUACCUAGAUUUGUUUUAUAUAACACUAACUCUUUUAAUAUCAAAAUACAGCAUAUUAACGUAAACUAAAAACAUCAGUGCUCCUCUUAACAUUAAACCCUUGUUAUUGUUGUGUCUAUAUUUUCCGAUUCGCGUUAAUUUAAUUAAUUUGUCAACCAUGGAGAUCAGAAUCGCGUUAAUAUAAUCAUGUUUUAAAAGACCAAGAAGCAAUCCGAGUUAAUUUGAUGUCGCGUUAAUUUAUGUCGCGUUAAUAAAGUGCAUCGUUAAUUUCCUAUAAUAAGGUAUAUAAUAACUACUGGGGCAUUUACCGCAGUGGGCCUUUGUUUGCCCCAGUAGCGAAGCAAGAUUCUCAGAUGAACUGGGCCCUUUUGCAUGAUCAUUAGUAAAAAGUAAACCUUGUUGAAAAGGCCGCAUCUGCCUGCUUUCUCGUAUCCUCUCACAUUCUCGAAAUUCCAUCUUAUAAAAGUCAGAACACUCAACGGUGGUGCUAAACGGGUGGGUGGUGGAUGGGUGUGGGUGUUGGAACACCUCCAAUCAUCAGGUAGUCGGCAAAUUAUCUAACUGAUCCAAGUUGGAUAGGAAGGAAAGAAACUAAAAUAUUUGAGUGACACUGAUCAAAAACUAAUAUUUAUUACAAAUUUCACCAUUAACACUUUGUUUGGAAAAUAUUAGUCCAACAAAAGAGGAAUAAAAGGAGAAUCACACAAUGAAGUGGGCACAGUGGCGGCGGAACAGGGGGGCUAGGGGGACUAAAGCCCCCCCCCCCAGAAGUAAAAGUGGGGGGCUUAGCCCCCCAGAAAAUUUUGUUUUUUCUGGAAACAUUUUGAUAAUUAAGGAAAAAUUUAGGGUAGUUUUGGAAAAUUUAGGUAUAAGGGGAAAAAUUUGCAAUAUUUUGUUUAAUUAAAAAAUGUGUAUGUUCGGAAAAUUUUUUUGUUAUAGGUCCUGAAAAAUUUUUUUCGCGCCUUUUUUGUAUGUGUCCAGAGGGGGGGGGGGGAGAAAAUUUUAAUCCCCCAAAAAAAUUUGCCCCCCCCCAAAAAAUAAAAUAUGUUCCGCCGCCCCUGAGUCAAUUUCAUUUUGCAGUUGUGCCAAUAGAAGCGUUCCGAAAAAUGUUGAUCAGUUCAUUUCCUAACUUCGAGGAGUUCCCCUCAAUAAUUUGAUAAGUUCCUUAAAAGGUUCCUAACUUCCUGUUUCAUUGACCAAUCAGAUUGCUCAAAAAUAAGAUAUAAAAUUUGAUUGGUCAAUGAAACAGGAAGUUAGGAACUUUUUAAGGAACGUAUCAAAUUAUUGAGGGGAACUCCUCGAAGUUAGAAAAUGAACUGGUAAACAUUUUUCGGAACGCUUCUAUUGGAACGACUGUAAAAUGAAAUUGAACUGCUCGAGAUUACAAUAUAUUUUUAGUAACGAUAAAAGUGUGCUAAUAGGCGUGCCUUUGCAUUGUUUAUUUUUACAUUUGACAGCAUCGGCAUGUUCCCUUGCCACUCCUCCCUGAGUGUUUUUAAAUUAAAACGCUAAUUGAAAACACCCCAGAUUUUGGGGUGUCACGUGACCAGCCCCAACGAAGGUCGUUCCGCAGCGGGAGGGCGAGCGAAGGUAAGAGCCUGGGUACAAGGUUGAUAAGAUCUCUGUGCUUAAGAUCUCCGAUUACUAACUAAUUUAAUUGAGCUGCUUAAUAGCCUUGGUAAAAAUGUCUAGGUAUAGUGGUGGAUUGAAAAGUGCUUCGCCCAAUUUUACAGAAUGUUUACAUCACGCUCAAUUCAAUUCAAGCUGAAAACGUGCAUGUUCCGAUCGAAACAUGCAUGUCAAUGCUUUGAAAUGGUGCAUGACUCCCCCGGACGAUAAGUCUUUGCUAGUUCUCACAUUAGGAUUGAAAUAUUACAUAAAUCAUAACAAUACAUGUAUGUCAAACUAAUAUGUCAUAAACCUAAGCAAUAUAUACAGUAUGAUUAAAGAUAUGCAACAUGCAGAUCGAUUUCAAGGAAAGAGUAGAGUUAGGAAAAAGCAAUUAUGUAUACAUACAUAGAGAUGUACAUACCAUUAUUCAGCUCACUCUUCAUCAAGACUUUUGAGUGACAGAUUAUAUAUCAAGUAUUACACUGACUUACUUAAUAUAUUACUUCACCUAUUUAGCCUAGAAUAUUUAUAGGUACUGUACAACAAUGAUUGCGACAGUACUUUCAUUACUAUGUUUACCCUGUCAACUUUCCUUGUGGGUGGAAACUGGAGCGCCCAGAGAAAACCCGCGACUUUCGGCAGAGCGUUGAACUCUUUUCACACGAUUCUGAAGCGAGAAUCUACCCCGCGAUUUUCGAAGUGAAAGCCUUGCUCAUCAUCAUACAAUGAAAUUCUAUUUUAAUAUUCACAGAUUUUCAAUGGGGAAGGCAUUGAUCGCAUUGAUGCUCCCAACGUCCUUCUGCUGUUCACCGAUGGGCAAGCUACGGAUAAACAAGGAAAACAAGUUGAACAAGCAAAAAAGCUGAAAGACGAUGGAGUGAAAGUUAUUACCGUGGGAAUGGGAGAAAGAGAAACAAUUGACAACUUUCGUGAAAAAUUGAGAGAAAUGGCAAGCAGAGAUAGUGAUAGUGCUGCACCUUUGAUGUUUGAAACAGCUUUUGAAUAUUUAGAUUUGAUUGCCAAUAAUCUUGUCGAGGAAGCAUGUGAUACUUCGGCAGCCGGCUGA